AUGAGCCAUACGAUUCUUCUCCUUCAGCCAACAGAUAACAUCGAAUCGCGAUCCUGGUCGGACUACGAAUCAACAAAUGAUUGCCUUGAUGGAAUCUGCAAAGUCUACGAGGAAUAUCUGAAAAAGAAAACACCAACAAAACCAACCAUCACAUAUGAUAUUUCUAACCUGUUUGAGUUCAUCGACGAUCUGAAAGAUCUCUCAAUGCUUGUUCUUGACAGCGAAACAUAUACAUACGUUCCGCACAAUAAACAGUUUGUGAAAGAAAGUAUAUACAAAUUAAUGGACACCAGGUUGAAUAAGCAACAGUGA
Molecule: messenger RNA, 312 nt
Organism: Caenorhabditis briggsae
Lineage: Eukaryota; Metazoa; Nematoda; Chromadorea; Rhabditida; Rhabditidae
Exons: 3
Coding region: 1-312 (103 amino acids)
Source: RefSeq, a predicted model, not a curated record